This is a messenger RNA of Salvia miltiorrhiza (redroot sage), 1626 nucleotides long. RefSeq lists its product as uncharacterized. NCBI's taxonomy places the organism in Eukaryota, Viridiplantae, Streptophyta, Magnoliopsida, Lamiales, Lamiaceae. The record is from RefSeq and is a predicted model, not a curated record. The transcript is spliced from 2 exons. Bases 1 to 1626 code for a protein of 541 amino acids. Gene Ontology annotation, molecular function: RNA-DNA hybrid ribonuclease activity; nucleic acid binding.
AUGUGUGUCGAUUUCAGAGAUCUGAACGCCGCUUGCCCAAAGGACCACUAUCCUCUGCCGAGGAUUGACCAGCUGGUGGAUGCCACUUCGGGAUGCGCUUUACUAUCUAUGAUGGACGCGUAUCAGGGAUACCAUCAGGUUAAAAUGAACAGAGGAGACAUUGCCAAAACGGCCUUUGCCGUCUGUUGCGGGGUUUAUGGCUGGAGGAGUAUGCCGUUUGGCUUGAAAAAUGCGGGAGCCACGUAUCAGCGGAUGAUGGAAAAAGUCUUCAAGGAACAGCUUUCCAAAAAUAUCUCAGUGUAUGUGGAUGACAUGCUCGUGCGGAGUAUCAGGGCAGAGGACCAUGUCUCUGAUCUCGAGGAGAUCUUCACGGUGGUUAGAAAGUAUCGGCUCAUGUUGAAUCCAGCAAAAUGCACUUUUGGGGUCACAACAGAGGAAUGCCGAGCGGCAUUUGAGGAUCUUAAGGUAUAUCUAGCAAAGCUCCCGACUCUGACCAAGCCGGUCCCGGGAGAAACGUUGUAUCUGUACAUAGCAGUGGGGAAAGAUGCAAUCAGCUCUGUGAUUAUCAGAGAGGAGGGAAGUCACCAGAAACCCAUCUACUUCGUCAGCCGAAUCAUCCAGGGUCCUGAAUUGAACUACACAGAGAUAGAGAAGGCUGCUCUGGCGGUCAUGGUCACGGCGAGAAAGUUGAGGCCGUAUUUUUUAUCGCAUCGGGUAGUGGUGCGCACUGCCCUGCCUUUUAAACAAGUGCUGGGGCGCCCGGAUUUGUCGGGAAGAAUGGUGAAGUGGGCUGUGGAGUUGGGGGAGUAUGAUGUGGAGUACGAGCCAAGAACAGCGAUCAAAGCACAAGCGUUGGCAGAUUUCAUCCAAGAAACAACUCGUCGUCCCGUACCGGAGUUUUGGGUUGCCUUUGUGGACGGAUCAGUUACAAAAGAGGGAUGCGGAAUUGGGGUAUACAUCACAUCACCGGGGUAUGGUACAUAUCAGUUUGCAAUCAAAUUCACUUGCCGACUGUCCAACAAUGAAGCGGAGUAUGAAGCUAUGGUCAGAGGGGCACACAUUUUGUCAGAACUCAAGGCCGAGUGUGUCAUCAUCAAGACAGACUCCCAGUUAGUGGCCCAACAAUAUUCAGGGGGUUAUAGUGUCAAAGAGGAACGCAUGAGGGCGUACCACCGCAAGCUCAGCGAGAUGAAGGACAAGUUUAUGGAAUUCAAAAUCGAGCAGAUUUCCCGGGAAGAGAAUACGAAAGCAGACCUACUAGCACGAAUGGCUAGUGCAGUGGAACAAACCUGGAGUGAUGAAAUUAUCUUACUCUGUGAUACCAGAGAGAUUGGGACUUCACAGGUCUUCUCCGUAGAGAUCAGAGACGACUGGCGGGCUCCUAUUAUACAUUUUCUCAAGACAGGGGAGCGGUUGAACAAGGAAUCUAAUCAGAGGGCCCGAUACGAAAAUUAUUGCUUGCUUAAUGACCAACUCUACAAACGAUCCUUUACGCAGCCUUUACUAAAAUGCUUAUCUCCAGAGGAAGCUAACUUUUCUUUAAACGAAGUUCAUGCAGGUUGUUGUGGUGGUCACACGGGAUUCCGGGACCUUGUACGCAAAAUCAUUCGGGCAGGGUUCUACUGA